Arabis nemorensis is the source of this 1110-nucleotide messenger RNA. NCBI's taxonomy places the organism in Eukaryota, Viridiplantae, Streptophyta, Magnoliopsida, Brassicales, Brassicaceae. The record is from the annotation of a GenBank genome assembly.
AUGAAGAAGAAGGUUUCGCAGCAGAAGUUGAUGUACAGAUGGAAGAGGAAGGUAUUCGCCACUUUGAUGUUCGCUUUCUGUGUGGGGAGUUUCGCAUUUAUCCAAUCUCGUUACAGUAGAAUCACUGCUUCGCUCGAGUCCUCCUUAAAGCCUCGUCUCGAUCAGAAACCACAGAUUUCCUUCCUGUUCAUUGCUCGGAACCGUCUCCCUUUAGAGUUUGUCUGGGAUGCAUUCUUUCAGGGUGAGGAAGGCAAGUUCUCAAUAUAUGUUCACUCGAGACCUGGAUUCGUUCUCAGUGAGGCUACGACUAGAUCCAAGUACUUCUUGGAUCGGCAAGUUAAUGAUAGUAUACAGGUUGACUGGGGAGAAGCAACCAUGAUUGAAGCAGAACGUGUAUUGCUCAGACAUGCACUUAGAGAUCCAUUUAAUCACCGCUUUGUUUUUCUUUCUGAUAGCUGCAUACCUCUGUACAGUUUCAGCUACACGUAUAAUUACAUCAUGUCCACACCAACUAGUUUUGUUGAUAGCUUUGCAGAUACAAAAGAUAGCCGUUAUAAUCCUAGAAUGAAUCCCAUAAUUCCUGUUCAUAAUUGGAGAAAAGGAUCACAGUGGGUCGUUCUGAAUAGAAAACACGCAGAAAUUGUGGUGAAUGAUACCACCGUCUUUCCUAUGUUUCAGCAGCAUUGCAGGAGGAAAUCGCUUCCAGAGUUUUGGCGAGAUCGUCCUGUACCAGCAGAAGGCUGGAAGGAACACAACUGUAUACCCGAUGAGCACUACGUUCAGACAUUGCUAUCUCAAAAGGGUCUAGAUAGCGAACUCACACGACGGUCACUGACUCACUCGGCUUGGGACCUUUCGUCCUCUAAAAGUAAUGAACGUCGUGGCUGGCAUCCUAUGACGUACAAGUUUUCUGAUGCUACUCCUCAUCUUAUACAGUCCAUUAAGGGAAUUGAUAAUAUCAACUAUGAGACCGAAUACCGACGAGAAUGGUGUAGCAGUAAAGGGAAACCAUCACCGUGCUUCCUCUUUGCCCGGAAGUUCACUCGUCCAGCCGCUCUUCGCCUGCUCCGCGAGUCUAUCUUGUUGAGGGACAAAGAGCAAAAACAUUAA